UUCCCAAGAACCCCAUUUGUUCAUUUUUGGUUCUUGAUUAGUUAAUAGAAAGAAAAAUUGAAUCUUGUUUUACGAUGAUGUGAAUUUUUGUUGGAUUUUCUUUUGUGGGUGUCUGGAAAAAUUAGUAAUUUUUAAUGUUUUUGGGUGUCUGGAAAAAUUUGUAACUUCUGGCAGAAAUGCAAGGAAAGACUGCGUGCAGUAGACUUGUGGUCCGGCUAUGUUGCUCGAACUCUUCAAUCAUGUCAACGGGUGGGUGUUGGAUUCGCCAAAACUAGUGUAUUUAUGGAGAAUCCGACACGGGUGCGGAGAGUCCGCGCAACUUAAUGGUGCUAUAUUUGAUCUCGGUAGAAGUGAGGAAAUGGACACUACACAUGAAGCACUAGAUGAGCUGAGGCACAAUGAUGAUAGGCUUUUCGAGAUAGAGGAGGUGAACAGGAAACUUGUGGAUCAACUUAAAUGGAAGAAGGAACAGUUCAGUCACUUGGAGGAGGCUCAAGGCAAGCUCAGGCAACAGCUUAAAAAGUACGAAGAUGAUUAUAAAGGGAUGGCGUUGGCUCUAGAUGGUGCAACUGCAACUAAUUUGGAUAAAGACCAACAAAUUCUUUCUCUCAAACAAGAAAUUGAGGGGCUAAGGGAAGCUGUGUCAACUUCGCAGAAAAAAUCCUCAGAAGCUGAGAAGAGCGCGAAGGCAUCCAAAGAGCCGAGGCACAAUGAUGAUAUGCUUUCUGAGAUAGAGGAGGAAAAGAAGAAGCUUGCAGAUCAACUUAAAUGGAAGAAGGAACAGUUCGGUCACUUGGAGGAGGCUCAUGGCAAGCUCAGGCAACAGCUUAAAAAGUAUGACGAUGAUUAUAGAGGGAUGACGUUGGCUCUAGAUGGUGCAACUGCAACUAAUUUGGAUCAAGAGCAACAAAUUCGUAUUCUCAAACAGGAAAUUGAGGGACUAAGGGAAGUUGUAUCAACUUCACAGAAAAAAUCCUCAGAAGCUGAGAAGAGAGCGAAAGCAUCCAAAGAGUCGAGGCACAAUGAUGACAUGCUUUGUGAGAUAGAGGAGGAAAACAAGAAGCUUGCAGAUCAACUUAAAUGGAAGAAGGAGCAGUUUAGUCAUCUCGAGGAGGCUCAUGGCAAGCUCAGGCAACAGCUUAAAAAGUUUGAAGAUGAUUAUAGAGGAAUGGCAUUGGCUCUAGAUGGCGCAACUGCAGCUAAUUUGGAUCAAGAGCAACAAAUUCGUACCCUCAAACAGGAAAUUGAGGGACUAAGGGAAGUUGUAUCAACUUCACAGAAAAGAUCCUCAGAAGCUGAGAAGAGAGCGAAAGCAUCCAAAGAGCCGAGGCAUGAUGAUGAUAUGCUUUUUGAGAUAGAGGAGGAAAACAAGAAGCUUGCAGAUCAACUUAAAUGGAAGAAGGAGCAGUUCAGUCAUCUGGAGGAGGCUCAUGGCAGGCUCAGGCAACAACAUCGAGAGGAGGAGAAAGAAUGGGUAAAGGAGAGAUCCACAUUGCUAGAUGAGAUUUCUAAACUGCAGAUGAAUUUAGAUUCUCAGCUUAGAAUAUCGAAAGAUCUUGAAAGUCGUUUGUGGAUGUGCAAUCAGGCUUUGGCUCAUGAAGAAAGCAGGAGAAAACUGCUGGAAGUUCAACUUGCGGAGUCUAAUACAUCCUUAAACAGUGUCUGCGCGGAGUAUGAGGAAUCCAAGUCUAUAAUUGAGAGUCUGACAAGUCAGAGGGACAAAGAAAUUGCGAAUCUAAGAGACAUAUUGGGUACAAGGGAUGCACUUCACAAGGAAAUGGAGUACCAAUUCAGGAGGGUAGAGCAAGAGAAUCAUGAAUUGAUGACAUCUGUUAAAGAACUCCAGGAAGCCAAAAUUCAAGAAGCUGGAGAAGCUUCUUCCUUGUCAAAACUCCGAAACAAGCUCAGAGGCCUGGAGGAGGUGCAUAGGGACUGUUUUGGUAAUCUCAAAGCCAAAGAAGCUGAAUGGGCUUCUAAAUUGGAGCGACUAACGGAGGAGAUUGAUCUCUACAAGUCUUCUGUACAGAGCAAGGAUACAUUGAUAACUGAACUUCGAGAGGAGUUGGCGACGUGUGAAUCGUUGACAUUGCAGUUAACUCUACAGAAUGAGGAGACUUCCAUGAUGCUGUUAGUGUUGAAAUCUCAGUUUUUUGAGCUACAUCAAAGAAUUGCUGAUGAUUAUGCUUCUAUGGAGUUGGAAAAGAGAGACGGAGUUGAGAAUAUCUCUACUCUAAUCAAACAGUUGAAUACGAAGAAUGAAGCUCUUGUUAGAGUUCAGGAAGAUCUUGAAGAGCAGCGUGAAAAGGUAGCACUGCUAUCAGAAAAAAUCGAGUCCUUGAAUUCUGAAGAACAACGACAGCUUCCUUUACAAAGAGAGGUUGAUACACUGAAGGAAAUGCUGAAAGAAGCAUCGACUUCUCAAAGUCAUUUGAAGGAGCAGGUAUUGCAUACAAAGAGUGACUUGGAACAAGUCCGUGAUGCCUUGGAUAGAGCAAACGAAGAACUUGCUGAAAGUUUCGGUGAAGGAAAUGAACUGGAAUUUGAACUGCAGUUAUGGAAAUCCGUUGCUGAAAAGUUGAAAGCCAACCUGGAAGAAAACCAUCAGAGGAGGAUACAAGUAGAAGCCUCCCUUCUUGCCCAAGCAGGUCUUGAAUUUGACCUCAAGCAAGAAAGAGAAAGCCUUGAAUUCAAGCUGGCAGAAAAAGAUAGAAGAGUGAAUGAACUCCAGCAGCAGCUGUUCGACUUGAAGGAGGAACUCAAGAGACGGGAACAGACGGCGUUGCUCAGUGAAAAUAUUGAGGACAAGAAUAUCUCUCGGGAUCUUCACAAGGAGGAGUAUUUGGAGCAAGAGUGGGUGAGAAAAGAACUUGAAGGUGCCAUUUUAGCACAAGUGGAAGCAGAAACAAAGCAUAAGAACGAGAAAGAGAGCCUUCACCAGCUUGUUGAAGAGAAAAACCACAUAAUAUAUGAUCUUCAGAAGGAAGUGGAGUAUUUGGAGCAAGAGUGGGUGAGAAAAGAGCUUGAAGGUGCCAUUUUAACACAAGUGGAAGCAGAAACAAAGCAUAAAAACGAGAAAGAGCGCCUCCGCCAGCUUGUUGAAGAGAAAGACCAGAGAAUAUAUGAUCUUCAGAAGGAGGUGGAGUAUUUGGAGCAAGAGUGGGUGAGAAAAGAGCUCGAAGGUGCCAUUUUAACACAAGUGGAAGCAGAAACAAAGCAUAAGAACGAGAAAGAGAGCCUCCGCCAGCUUGUUGAAGAGAAAAACCACAGAAUAUAUGACCUUCAGCAACUUGUUAGCUCGCUGGAAAAUGAGUUUGAAAGUUCAACUAGCUCAUUUUCGGCCAGUCUCACAGAGAUGCAAGCAGAGGUUGAUGUGUUCCAUAAAACCUGGGAGAAGAUGAGAACAGCUGCGAUCUUGAAGGAUAUUGAAAUACAGAUAAGAAACUUGGUGAUCGUUGAACUGGAAAAUGAUUUUUACAAGUUGCAAAAGGAAGUGGAGCACUUGGAGAAACGUUUGUCUAAUUCUGUUAGAAAAAGGACAGACCUUGAAGUUGAGAUGGAAGCAAAAAGAUCAGAGAUAGAUGCAUUGCAGUUUAAUCUUGAAAAGCAAGUACGAAGCGCAGAUAUUGUGAUCAAGGAACUUUGUGGAGAAAAAACGAAGCUUCUUGAAGAUGUCAGGAAAUUGUCAUCAGACAAGGACAAGUUGCUUGACACUUUCGUAGGAUUAUCAGAAAGAAUUAACCGGAUGUCUAAAGAAGAUAUGCAGCUAUCCGAUAGUCUGGAAAAGAUAGUACAAAACUGUGACAGCAGUAUGUCGGGAACAGACUUGAUAUCGGAUAAUGAAUUCUUUGACCCUGUUAAAGAGAACCAUAGCAGACAACACCUUUCCACUCCGACCAAGAGAUUAGAAGCUAUUCUUGAUGAAAGAUCACCGUUGAGAUCUCUCAACAAUUAACAAAGAAAUUCAAAUAGGGAAAGAAGUUAUUUUUUUGUAUAGCUUCUUGACAAUAUUCUUAAUUGUUGUUAUCUUGUCAGCAAUCUGUAACUUGAAAGAACACAUGUACUACUUACUCGAGCUUUGAUUUCAGCAACUUUGUAGUAUUUUUCACUUUGAUUUUUUUAUUCAUGUUCAAGACAGAGUUACAAUUUGGUAAUAAUUUGAUUUCUGAAUUUUGUUAUUCA
This is a messenger RNA of Capsicum annuum, 4179 nucleotides long. RefSeq lists its product as uncharacterized. Lineage: Eukaryota; Viridiplantae; Streptophyta; Magnoliopsida; Solanales; Solanaceae. The coding region runs from base 218 to 3952 and encodes 1244 amino acids. The record is from RefSeq and is a predicted model, not a curated record. The transcript has 2 exons.